CGGCUGCAUCACCCAACCACCCCUCGCCCGGAAACACCCAUCUUCAGUUGUCUGAGGAUUCUGUCCUCCAAUCGUCGGAAAACUCCGCCCUGCAGUCAUCUGAGUUCUCCGGGCUUCAAUCGUCGGAGAACUCCACCCUCCAGUCGUCUGAGAGGCCCGACUCUCCAUUCCCUCAGCAUCUGCCUCUACUCACCAUGAUGAACCCCCGGAAGCGACGCCGCAAUUCUACAAGUGUCGUCAGAGAAACCCCCGUCUCCAGGGGUCAGUUCCUCGCCCAGGCCUUUACAUUGGGCUCGUCCAACACUGCCGCCUAUGUCUUUGGCUCUUGCGUUGGCCGCCUCUUCAAUUUCGAGUUCCCAAACAGAACCCCCAGACAGAAUGUUCCAGUUGGCCCCGGAGUUGAUGAAGCCAGACCCGACGAGGCCAAUGGCCAGGAGGGCAUUGUCGGCGAGCCAGUUGCCAACAUUGACGGCGGGCGCGAGCCAGUUGCCAACAUUGACGGCGAGCGCGAGCCAGUUGCCAACAUUGUCGGCGAGCCAAUUGCCAACACUGAUGGCGAGCCCAUUGGCAACAUUGAUGGUGAGCCCGUUGACGACAUUGACGGUGAGCCCUUUGAAGAUUCGUCCACGGACGAUGAGUGAACAAAUAUUGCUUCGAGUUACAAAUUUUGGACGGAUACGGCAACAUCAACAAAAGGAAUGGCAAACUGGGAGAUUCAUUUGAGCUGCAACUAAUUUGUGUUCGCGAUUUGAAGCCAAAUGAAGGAGAUACGUGCGAGAAAUUUUGAAAAGGAAAUGGUGACAAAAAAAUUUGAAAAGGACAGAUGCAAAAAAAAACGUGAAAAGGACAUAGAUACAAAAAAAACGUGAAAAGGACAUAGAUACAAAAAAAACUUGAAAAGCAGAUAGAUACAAAAAAAAAAUAGAAAACAAUUUUGGGUUUUUGGUACUUUGUUGGCAUCUGCAUCGUGAUGUAUUGUGUUUCAUUAUUCUCUUUCGCCAUGGACGACUACAAACGUCUCGUGAAGUUGAUUGCCACAGAUGUCGAAUGCAAGAUAGACCCAAUCCGAAAGGGCUAGUUUUUC
Trichoderma atroviride IMI 206040 is the source of this 1084-nucleotide messenger RNA. The record is from RefSeq and is a predicted model, not a curated record. Lineage: Eukaryota; Fungi; Ascomycota; Sordariomycetes; Hypocreales; Hypocreaceae.